AUGGCAGACACCAAGACCGAAAGAACUACAACAUGCUCAGAGGUUCAGUCCCAAGUCCCUUGGAAUUCAGAUUCAAUCAACGGCACUCAGAAGCUAUGGCUUGUUGAAGAUGUUGCAGCGAAACUAACAGGUGGACCCCCAAUUGAAGGCUCCAAGUCUCCUAUUCCAUUCUUUCAUAUCCUGGAACGUUUGAAGACGACCCCGCGGGCAGGUUGGCGACGAUUUGGAGUCACUCAGGGGGAAUCCAUCUCCGACCAUAUGUACAGGAUGGCUAUGAUGACUUUAUUUGCUCCUAAAUCCCUCGCUGGAAAAAUUGACACAGCACGCUGCACUAAAAUGGCUUUACUCCAUGACAUAGCUGAGGCGAUGGUGGGAGAUAUAACCCCAGUCGAGGGAAUUCCAAAAACAGAAAAAAACCGUCGCGAAUCCACUACCAUGGAUUAUUUGACCAAAAAUGUACUCGGAAAUGUUGACGAUGGAAAGGUUGCAGAAGAGAUGAGAGAGAUAUGGCAAGAAUAUGAAGAUGCAGAAACGCUCGAAAGCAAGUUCGUACAUGAUAUAGACAAGAUUGAACUCAUCCUUCAAAUGGUAGAAUACGAACGUGCAAACGCCUGCAAAAUAGAUUUGGGCGAAUUUUCAUGGGUGACAUGCAGGAUUCUUAUCCCGGAAAUGAAGGAAUGGACCAGAACUAUCAUAGAAGAGCGGGAGGAACUCUGGGCUGGAAGUGAACAUGUCUCAUACACUGCCAUUGAGGACCCAGACGUAGUUGUUGCGACUAUGCUUGCUAAAAACGUUGGGCGUCUAGAUAGAGACGCAGUGCACACCAAUGAACGUAAGACUGUACAAGAUUUAGAUGGCAGUGAACAUCAAACUAAUUCAAAGCCUGAGUAA
Messenger RNA from Blumeria graminis f. sp. triticale, 891 nucleotides. NCBI's taxonomy places the organism in Eukaryota, Fungi, Ascomycota, Leotiomycetes, Helotiales, Erysiphaceae. The record is from the annotation of a GenBank genome assembly.